Molecule: messenger RNA, 1357 nt
Organism: Labeo rohita (rohu)
Lineage: Eukaryota; Metazoa; Chordata; Actinopteri; Cypriniformes; Cyprinidae
Gene: hebp2
Product: heme binding protein 2
Exons: 5
Coding region: 177-749 (190 amino acids)
Cellular component (GO): cytoplasm
Source: RefSeq, a predicted model, not a curated record
AGCGUUACUUAAGCGGAGACUUGUUACAUAGCGCUCGUAAUUGCAUCUUCUUUAUCUAGAAGUUGUAACACAUCCGUCUUUCUGCGACGGAUGAUUAAGUGCUGCGAUCGAGCUUCUCUGGUUUUCAGUCACUUGCUGCAUUUUAACGCUUAACGGCGGACAGCAUUACAGUCAAGAUGCUUAAAGCCAUCGGUCAAACUUUCUUUUCUUCUGGACUCCAGAACCCAAAGUCCACCACUCAACAGAGUAAGGGUGAAGACUAUGAGGUCCGCACUUACCAUACAACAAACUGGGUCAGCACAGCUGUGACUGGCAUGGAACAGGACUCGGCGUUAAGCACAGGCUUCAGAAGACUCUUCAAAUACAUUCAAGGGAAUAAUGAGAAGAAGUCUAAGGUGGAGAUGACGGCACCAGUGAGCUGUCUGAUUGAGCCUGGUGCUGGACCCGCUUGUGAAAGCACCUUCACUGUGUCCUUCUACAUCCCUGAGGAACAUCAGGCUGACCCACCCAAACCCACUGAUCCAGAUGUUUUCAUCGAAAAUAGAAAAGAGCUCACAGUGUUUGUGAGGACCUUUGGAGGCUUUGCUAACAGUGAGAGCUGCCGUGCGGAGCUUCUGAAUCUGAUAGAGAGCCUCAAGCGAGAUGGGAUGAAAUUCAAGGAGGCUCCAUUUUACAGAGCGGGAUAUGACAGCCCCUUCAAACUGACCAACCGCCGGAAUGAAGUGUGGCUGAUCAAAGAUGAAGAAUAAAAGUCCUAAAGAUCAAAUGGUCAUAUCUCAUGAUGUGAAUGAAGAGGAGGUCAAUUUUUGUGUUUGAACUUAACAAUUGUUAUUGUGCAGAUGCUUUGUUUACCGUGUGCCACAAGUGCCUGAAUGUUUUUAUAUGAGAAUUUAACACUACUAACACUAAUCUGACCAAUAUAUUUUACACCGGCAUUAAAACUUGAGGUACCUGCAGUUAACUGUGAAAUUGUACAAAAAUAAUGUUGAAAUAAUUUCUAAUCGGCUGUCAGACUGAAAUAUUGCCUAAAUCUCAGUGUUUGCAAUGGCAUAGAUUUUGGUUUAAAUUUACUAACGUAUCAAAGCACUUACUGUAUGUUUGUAGAGGCACAAGUACUGCAUGACGACUGAAUUGCUAACUUUUUAAAAUCUUGUGAAUAUGUAUAAUCUCAUCUCUAUUUAGAGUUUUUAUAUUGCACUGAAUCUUAAAUCUAACAAUUUAAGGGAACAAUAACGUUGUAUUAACUUUAACUUUUACUUUGUCAUUUUGGUCUUAAAAUAACUUGUACACAUUUGUGACCCUGGACCACAAAACCGGUCAUGAGUAGCACGGGUAUAUUUGUAGCAAUAGCCACCAA